Molecule: messenger RNA, 1467 nt
Organism: Coprinopsis cinerea okayama7#130
Lineage: Eukaryota; Fungi; Basidiomycota; Agaricomycetes; Agaricales; Psathyrellaceae
Exons: 6
Coding region: 1-1467 (488 amino acids)
Molecular function (GO): 2 iron, 2 sulfur cluster binding
Source: RefSeq, a predicted model, not a curated record
AUGUCCCGAAUACUGCUUUCCUCAAGCGCAGAUACCAAAGCCUACAACGACGAAGGAGACCUCAUAAAAGAAGCAGAAAAUGGAUGUCCUUCAAAUAAACUACCACCUGCAACCGAAAACCCAUCAACCACCACCCGCGCAUCCCCCGACUCUCCAUACUCCCAAAUCUACGUGAUGGAAUCUGCCUGCCCACAUCUAGGCGCCGACAUGUCGCACGCAGACAUCGAAGAAUGCGAAACAGGUGCUAUAGCUGUAUGUCCCUGGCACAGAUAUGACUUUGAUUUACGCACCGGGAAAAGCGAAACCGGGCUGCAGGCUUGCACGUACCGAGUGGAAGUCGAGACGGAUCCAGUGGAUGGAGUGGACAAGGUGUAUAUGGAAGCACCAAAGGGUGGAACUGGCUGGAAGGUUGUCGAGUUGAGACCGGUUUCCGAAGAGUUCGCCGAUCCCCCACCCAAGAAACCCGAAGGGCCCACCAAAUCACUCGAUGAACCAGAGAAAGAAGACGAGCCCGUAGUCCCAGUAACCAACCCACCCAAAACCCUAAUGCAAUGGGCAGUUCUGAUCCUGAACACCCCAAAUCCUCGGCUGAAAGUCGAGCGUACAAAGCACGCGGUGCAUCUCUUCAGGACGGGUAAGCUGUCCUCUAUCGGGCACAAGUCGCCUAGCGCCCCCAGGCCGCCCGACGUACCUUCGCGGGAGGAGACAUAUUCACGGAACGUGGUGGACCCGUCGAAAGUCAAGAAUCGAAGAAACCGCGCUGCGAUGCUUCAUGCCCUCGCGAACAUCGAACAAUGGGCUAGUUGGGACAUCAUGGCCCGUUUCGGACCUACACAUCCCAACCUCCCACCAGCCUUCUUCGCAGAUUUCACCAAGAUGGCGCUGGACGAGUCAAAACACUUCUCCCUCCUCGUCUCCCGCCUCAACGCCCUCUCCCCAUCCACGCCCUACGGCAGCAUGCCCGUCCACGCAGGCCUCUGGGAAUCCGCCACCGUCACCUCAACCUCCCUCCUCUCCCGCCUCGCCAUCAUCCACCUCGUCCACGAAGCCCGAGGCCUCGACGUCAACCCCGCCACCAUCGAGAAAUUCCGCCGCGCAGGAGACGCGGAAACAGUCGACGUUAUGGAGAUCAUACACGCAGACGAAGUCACACACGUUACCGCGGGACAUCGGUGGUUCGUUUGGGCCUGUCAGCAGGAGGACGAGCGGAAUAGGAAGGAGGGGAGAGAGGAGAGGGUGGAUCCUGUGAAGAGGUUUAGGGAGGAAGUGAAGAGGGGGUGGACUGGGGAGAUUAAGGGGCCUUUCAAUGUCGAGGCCAGGGAGAGGGCGGGUUUAACGCCCGAGUUUUAUCAGGACUUGAGGGGCGAGUUGGGUAUCGGAGCUCCACGCCAGGAUAUCUCCAAAGAGGAGAAGGUGGAGGACUCUCUCGUCAACGGUGUUGCAGCACUCAAAGUCGAAUACGAGUGA